GGGGACAGGCUAAGGAACCUCAAGCCAGGGUGUAGCAUUACCCCUGACCUUUAUGGGGGGCACCACCAGCACCCGCCUGCCCCCCCCCAAAUAAAAAUGGAGGAGAAAUCACCCCAAAUCCCAGCUGCUGUACCCCAGUUUACCAACUGCCCCACUAUGGUGAUCCUGGUGGGGCUACCAGCCCGUGGCAAGACCUAUAUCUCCCGUAAGCUCACUCGGUAUCUCAACUGGAUUGGGACACCAACACGGGUGUUUAAUGUGGGGCAGUACCGGAGGGAAGUGGUGCAGAGCUAUAAGAGCUAUGAGUUCUUUCGACAUGAUAACCAAGAAGCCAUGGAGAUUCGGAGGCACUGCGCACUGGCUGCCCUUAAGGACGUCCACACUUACCUAAGCUCUGAAGAGGGGCAAGUAGCAGUGUUUGAUGCCACCAACACAACACGGGAACGCCGGGCCCUGAUCCUGCAGUUUGCAAAGGAGAAUGGCUACAAGGUUCUGUUUGUCGAGUCCAUUUGCGAUGAUCCCGCCAUCAUCGAGGAGAACAUCAAGCAAGUGAAGCUGAGCAGCCCCGACUACAAGGGCUGUGCCCAGGACGAGGUGGUGGCCGACUUCCUCAAGCGCAUUGAGUGCUACAAGGCCACCUACGAGCCCCUGGAUGAGCAGCUGGAUAGUGGGUUGUCCUACAUCAAGAUCUUCGACGUGGGGCUGCGGUACCUGGCGAACCGGGUGCAGGGGCACAUCCAGAGCCGCACCGUGUACUACCUGAUGAACAUCCAUGUCACCCCGAGGGCCAUCUACCUCAGCCGCCAUGGGGAGAGCCAGCUCAACCUGAGGGGGCGCAUUGGGGGGGACUCAGGGCUGUCCCCACGGGGGCAGCAGUACGCGCGGGCUCUGGCCGAGUUCAUCCGCAGCCAGAGCAUCCGGGAGCUGAAGGUCUGGACCAGCCACAUGAAACGCACCAUCGAGACGGCCGAGGCGCUGGGGGUGCCCUACGAGCAGUGGAAAGCCCUCAAUGAGAUCGAUGCGGGGGUCUGCGAGGAGAUGACCUACGAGGAGAUCCAGGAGCGCUUCCCGCAGGAGUUCGCGCUGCGGGAUCAGGACAAGUAUCGCUACCGCUACCCCAAAGGCGAGUCGUACGAGGACCUUGUGCAGCGGUUGGAGCCCGUCAUCAUGGAGCUGGAGCGGCAGGAGAACGUGCUGGUGAUCUGCCACCAAGCCGUGAUGCGCUGCCUGAUGGCGUACUUCCUGGAUAAGAGCGCGGACGAGCUGCCCUACCUCAAGUGCCCCCUACACACGGUGCUCAAGCUGACCCCAGUGGCUUAUGGGUGCGAAGUGGAGUCCAUCUUCCUCAACGUAGCAGCAGUGAACACCCACCGGGAGCGGCCCCAGAACGUCGACAUCAGCCGCCCCCCAGCCGAAGCACUGGUCACUGUUCCUGAGCAUUAUUGAGGGGGUCCCCCUCUCACACUGGGGGGGCCUCCCCAAAUUAAACCUGGCCUUAACGAAGA
Molecule: messenger RNA, 1505 nt
Organism: Strigops habroptila (Kakapo)
Lineage: Eukaryota; Metazoa; Chordata; Aves; Psittaciformes; Psittacidae
Gene: PFKFB1
Product: 6-phosphofructo-2-kinase/fructose-2,6-biphosphatase 1
Exons: 15
Coding region: 97-1446 (449 amino acids)
Biological process (GO): fructose metabolic process; fructose 2,6-bisphosphate metabolic process
Cellular component (GO): 6-phosphofructo-2-kinase/fructose-2,6-biphosphatase complex; cytosol
Molecular function (GO): fructose-2,6-bisphosphate 2-phosphatase activity; 6-phosphofructo-2-kinase activity; ATP binding
Source: RefSeq, a predicted model, not a curated record